Saccostrea cuccullata (small rock oyster) is the source of this 1286-nucleotide messenger RNA. RefSeq lists its product as uncharacterized. Lineage: Eukaryota; Metazoa; Mollusca; Bivalvia; Ostreida; Ostreidae. Bases 266 to 1156 code for a protein of 296 amino acids. The transcript is spliced from 7 exons. The record is from RefSeq and is a predicted model, not a curated record.
ACAUAAUAAUAAAUUAAUAUACAAUUCUUUUUUUUCUCUCUCUCUCUCCUUAAUUUUCAAGUUUCCAUGUAAACAUGCUUUUUACUUUUAAAAUUGAUAGAAACAUAAGUAAAAUUCUAGGUGGUUAUUUUUUUUUUUAUUUUAUUAGAUUACUCUUGGUAACCACUGGUAACUGUUACACAGUUGAACAGAGUACCUGUGAAUGUGUAAAUGGGAUGGACAAAUGUCACCAUAAAGCCAGCAUUCUUCUCUAUGGGUUACAAAAAUGUCAGCAAAACUGAUGUACGCCAGAGUUGGAUUAAGCAUCCAAAGAGUGUGCCACCUCGUCAAACUAAGACGAUGGAAGAACUUUUUCCUGCACCUGACAGGUUUAUUAAUUACAGCAAUGCAUUGGAUACUAUCCCCCGAGCCACCUGUGCCCACACUUAAAGUGCCUCUAGUUGAAGACCUCAUCUCUAGCCAGGAAUUUAUUUCUGCAGAGAAUCCAAUCGCUUGGAUGAAGCAAAAAUUAAUGAUAAAUGAGCAAGAAAUCCAACAGAUUGCCUGUCUUACCACUGGUCAAAAGGAAAAUUGCAUGUGGUCAUCUGUUAGGAAGAAUAGAUUAACAGCUUCAAACUUUGGUUGUGUUUUGGCAGCGAUCAAGAGAAAUAGAUAUCCUGUCUCCUUAUACAAAAGAUUAUGCUCAGCGUAUGAUCUGUCAAAGAAGGAUGCCAUUAUUUGGGGGACGUGCAAUGAAAAAGUCGCAAUUGAAAAGUAUAGAACUUUUGGGGAUGCAGUUGUAGAGCCAACAGGUAUCUGGCUACACUGUAAUGGGGUUCUUGGGUCAAGCCCCGAUGGACUCAUUCGUCGUCCUGCUGCAUUUGGAUUCAGCUAUCAGAAUUCAGGACUCGCUGACAUAUUAGAGAUGUCAAACGUUAAGCCAGAAAUACUGGAGGUGAAAUGCCCCUUUUCAGCAAAGAAUAUGACAAUUCCAGAAGCUAUUGAAAAAGUACAUGAUUUUUGCCUAGAGGUUCAGGAUUUUAAUGGAGUCAAGUCCUUCAAGCUACGAGAGAACCACCAAUACUAUGAUCAAGUGCAAGGACAGCUUCAUAUAACUGGGAAAUCCUUGUGUGAUUUUAUGGUCUGGACACCAAAAGACUGCGAUUGUGAGAAUUAACAAAGACAUCAAUUGGGAGAUCAACAUAUCUGUUUUGACAGACUUUUAUUUCUGUAAAUUUCUCCCGUAUUUACAACAGCUAUAAGAUAUAACAUUAAACAUGGUGAAAAAAUUUUAAUUUUAAUAUCUU